CACCGCGGUAAGCAAUUUGAUAUUUCAUGAACAAUAAAAGAAGAAUGCUUUCAUUGUCGAAUUUGAAUCGAAAAUCAAGUUCAUCCAUACCAGAAACCCGGUUUACUUACAAGAAUUAGGACGAAAAAAAAAGUUUAACGUUCUGCGGUUCUGAUUGAAAAAAAAAUGCGCUUGGCUGAAUCUUGUGCUGACUGCAGUUGAAUGCAAGAAUUGAGCGACAGCUGGAAUGUAUUAUAUUAGGAGGAAAACUUCGUCUAUUCUUCUGUGUCUGGUUGUGGUAUACAUAAUUUUAUUCAUUUAUAUCAUCAUUUAUUCGGAUGAUUUUCUGUACAAUCAAAAUGUCGUGAGUGAAAUGUGGUUACAUUCAGCUUCAGACAAUUACUGCUUCCCAAGUGCUUCCGCUCAUGCGCAGCAACCACUUUUGUUCAAAUUCUUUUACGCCUGUGAUAAGGAGAUCGUCUUUUUCGACAAGAUGUUUGCGGUGGUUAGUAAUGUUUUGUUCGAAUCUUUCAUCCGACCCCAAAACCAAACCCCUACAUCGCAACCUUUAACCAAAUUUGAUUUAAGAUCCCUUUCGACACAUUGCGCAGGCGUAGUGGAUAUAACGGGACUACAUCUCAAGGAGCCGAUUUUGACCUGGGUUAAACAAAUGAAACUAACUGAGAGGUUCAAUGACAAUGAAAUAGCCCCGGUUCAUAGAGAUAUCGGAUUAUUGUUAUCACGACACGACGAAGGGAACUUGUACCAUGCGAUGACCCAAAUGUACAAUAUUGUGAUAGCUAAGCUUCUUCUAGGGAUAUCGCCAAACAGAAGCGUUGUUGGUAUUUUUGCCGAUGAUUAUGGGAGUCAUACGAUUCUACAAGAAUUAUGGGAUAGCUUUAUUCAAGAGACCCUGCCACUAUCGGGAGAGAGUCAUAGAAAAUUUUAUUUUGAUAAACUUAUAAUGAUUAAUUCAGGUUAUGAAGGUUACCUUAACCAUCAUCGCUUAUCCAAACUUCCGUUCGUCGGUGAGUUCAAACAAUAUUUUAAAAGUUUGUUCGGCGCAUGUAGCCAAAGAAAACUGGACUGUUCUAGCAUUAAUAUCCGGGUAAUUCUGAGACAGGACGGAAUGUAUAGAAAUGGAACAACCAAAGUUACAGAGCGAAAAUUUUACAACGAAAGGAACUUGUUGAAGGAAAUUCAAAAGUCUUUUCCGAGUCACAGUGUGAAAGGCUUAAGACUUGAAAAUUAUCCAAUGAAAAAACAGCUUUUAUUUAUUUCAAAAACAGAUUUUCUGAUUGGAGUACACGGAGCUGGAAUGACCUUUGCCCUUUUUCUACCGGAACACGCAGGAGUGCUCGAGCUGUUUCCUUUAUAUAGAGAUACCGGAAAUGUUCAUUAUAGAACUAUUUCAAAAUGGCGGAACCUGCAUUACCGAGCUUGGCAAAAUUUUAAAACGGAAAAUGAAUUUCCAAACUUUCAAACUAAUUUUCCUGUUCGAGUGAUUGCGUAUUAUAUUCAGGAGUUUCUUAAUUCUAGAUGUAAACGUCACUCGAUGAGCUAACUAAAGAAAAUAGUUGUAUAAGCAUUAUUGAAUACAUGAUUUUUUGGGGGGCUAAGGAGAGGGGGUGGGGGGCAAAGAGAUCUACCUUAAUAUCAAA
This is a messenger RNA of Magallana angulata, 1640 nucleotides long. Its product is annotated as EGF domain-specific O-linked N-acetylglucosamine transferase-like. Bases 227 to 1543 code for a protein of 438 amino acids. Gene Ontology annotation, molecular function: glycosyltransferase activity. The record is from RefSeq and is a predicted model, not a curated record. The transcript has a single exon. NCBI's taxonomy places the organism in Eukaryota, Metazoa, Mollusca, Bivalvia, Ostreida, Ostreidae.